Molecule: messenger RNA, 1560 nt
Organism: Tuber aestivum (summer truffle)
Lineage: Eukaryota; Fungi; Ascomycota; Pezizomycetes; Pezizales; Tuberaceae
Source: the annotation of a GenBank genome assembly
UUACGACCAGUUCUUGCAGGAAAACCUCGGUUACUUAUGUUACUCCUGCUUCUAAUUUCAACCCCUCUUGAAGCGACUGCGAAAACGGACUUUGGGCGAUGCGGUGCACUCGUCAAGGAAUUGGCAAAAAACAAUUCCCUUCCGCCCGAGGAUAUCUACACCGGUCCUGUAAAAGGUCCGCUGGGUCGGCUACAAAACACCGAAAAUCCGGUACUCCUGUUAACGUUUGCCGCCUGCGAGAAGCACUGCGGUAGUACACCGGCAUUCUACAGCUGGGAUAAAUCCUCCGAUACAAUCACGACCUGGGUACUCCCUCUUAUGGGGCUAAUUCUGCAGGCCCCCUUCGAGAGCAAUCGUUUCCAACAAACCAUGUUUCUUCUAUUCCGGUGGGUGGGUUCUCCCAUGGUUUCCAUGAUGUGCAUUUUGUGGAACAUGAAGGUUACUAGGAAGUGUGCUACCAUGGUUGAAAUGAGCGUCGGGGAAAACGAGCGGCCACUACCGGACAGCAGAUUUGCCGGAUUUAGAGACUCCUUAUACCUCCUUAGCGUGAUCAAUCAAUACGAACUCGGUAUCCGCCCACAGCUAGAAGAACGUCGCGUAGAGGAAAUCCUCCGCGUGGCCCUAUUCGACAGGAGGCCCGAAAUUGAACAAAUGAGGAGCAGAGUAGCCGCAAGCAUCCGCCGGGAACGCCGUCGGGGAGUUGUCCAAGUCCUAGUAUCUCUAGCCUGGUUCCUGGUGGCAAUGGCUAUCUCAAUAAACAAGGCCUUCGGGGACCUCGGGAAGAACACAACAGCUCACAACCUCGCACUGGGCUUGCUGGUGUCCUGGUUCCCAGUUCUCGUGGCCGCGACAAUCGUUGACAGAAACCCAACUGAUGCCCAUUAUGUCCGCGCCAAGUUGAACAAGUACCUCCGUGGAGUCAUGGUGACCAUUCAUGCACCCCAGACACCCCCUGGAGUCGCCGAAACCAACUUUUUCAGAAAGUUUGCGGGCCAAGGCCGCGUCCGCUGGCACUUUGGUGUGGCGCACUCAAUCCUCCGCACGCUAGAAGCUAUGCCCAGGGUGGGACGCCGCGGUUUAUUAGACAUAUACGAACAAACUAAUGAGCUCGUGGAAAGAACCUACUCCCCCCUCCUGAGCUCUGACAUCAGCCAGGGAUGGCAGAUGAUAUAUUCCUUCAUGAUGGUCUGCUCCUGCAGCAUGGGCGCCUUUCUCGUUAGCUAUUCUACUCCCACUGUCGGCUUGAGCUGCCGCUCCGGGGGGUACACUAUCUUUGGACUCAACGCCUUUGGCUGCAUGCUCAUGGAAAUGGCUGCAUGGGCGCUCCUGCGCCGGGACACUCAACGGAGGGUGGCACAGUGGAUCCUACGAUUCUGCGAAUUUACAAACUUCUGCUGGCUUGUGUACAUAAUUGCCGCGCAGACUUUCGGGAUCUACUCUUCCUGCCGCUGUAUGUCGAGCUUGUGGGGUGGCGGCGGUGGGUACGUGGACUUUGAGAGCGUGCAAUACUACAAGUCCUACGGCAUUGAGCUCAGCUGGACUAUGGCCACAUUCAUCACA